AUGGCUGCCGCCGUAGAUGACGGGCAGCUUCUCAAGCAGGCGACUGGCCGCAAUACUCGAGGCUUGCUUCGAGUGAUUAUCCUAGUCCUCAUCGCUGCCGCUGCUGUAAGCAGCCGUCUGUUCUCCGUAAUCCGCUUUGAGAGCAUCAUCCACGAGUUCGAUCCGUGGUUCAACUUCCGAGCGACGAAAUACCUGGUACAGAAUGGCUUCUAUAGCUUUUGGGACUGGUUCGAUGACCGAACAUGGCAUCCUCUUGGACGAGUCACUGGUGGUACGCUCUACCCCGGAUUGAUGGUCACCAGCGGUGUCAUCUACCACCUCCUCCGCGCCCUCGCUCUCCCCGUCGACAUUCGAAACAUCUGUGUCCUCCUUGCCCCCGCCUUCUCAGGUCUGACCGCGCUCGCGACCUAUCUCCUGACCUCCGAGAUGGUCCCUUCGCCCUCCGCCGGUCUGCUCGCUGCAGCCUUCAUGGGCAUCACACCCGGUUACAUCUCGCGAUCUGUCGCAGGUAGUUACGAUAACGAGGCCAUCGCCAUCUUCCUGCUAGUCUUCACCUUCUAUCUGUGGAUCAAGGCAGUCAAGAACGGAUCCAUGUUCUGGGGUGCAAUGAGUGCGCUAUUCUACGGAUACAUGGUGUCAGCGUGGGGUGGAUACGUCUUCAUCACCAACUUGCUGCCUCUGCACGUUUUCGUCCUAAUCUGCAUGGGACGGUACAGUCCGAGAUUGUAUGUCAGCUACACUUCGUGGUAUGCGCUUGGUACGCUUGCGAGUAUGCAGAUUCCUUUCGUCGGUUUCUUGCCUAUCCGCAGUAGCGAGCACAUGUCCGCGCUCGGUGUCUUUGGCCUCCUCCAGCUGGUUGCCUUUGUCGACUGGGUUCGCGCACAGCUUCCUGGCAAGCAGUUCCAGACGCUGCUCCGCGCUCUUGUCCUAGGUGUCUUCGUCAUCGGAGUUGGAGGACUGGUGCUUCUGACCGUCUCCGGAGUCAUCGCGCCCUGGACUGGCCGUUUCUACUCGCUCUGGGACACCGGAUAUGCCAAGAUCCACAUUCCCAUCAUUGCCUCCGUCUCCGAACAUCAGCCUACCGCAUGGCCUGCCUUCUUCUUCGAUCUCAACUUCAUGAUCUGGCUCUUCCCCGCUGGUGUCUACCUGUGCUUCCAGACUUUGACCGACGAGCAGGUCUUCAUCGUCAUCUACGCUGUACUUGCUAGUUACUUCGCUGGUGUCAUGGUUCGUCUCAUGCUUACUCUGACUCCCAUUGUCUGCGUUGCAUCGGCAAUUGCUUUCUCAAAGAUCCUCGAUACCUACCUGGACGUCAAGUCCCCCAAGCCUGUUACCGAGAACGGCAGCACUGAUGCCGUGUCAGUUGCCGCCGCGGCAGUGAUUCCCGAAGGCCUCCGAUCUACGCGUAACCCGCUCGUUGGAAUCUACUCGUACGCCUCCAAGCUUACCGUUGCCGGAGCCUCGGCCAUCUACCUCAUGCUCUUCGUACUUCACUGCACAUGGGUCACUUCCAACGCCUACUCUUCGCCCUCGGUCGUGCUCGCCUCCAGACUUCCUGACGGCAGCCAGCACAUCAUCGACGACUACCGUGAGGCAUACUACUGGCUCAGGCAGAACACCCCCCAGAACGCUAAGAUCAUGUCUUGGUGGGACUACGGUUACCAGAUUGGUGGUAUGGCCGACCGCCCUACCCUCGUCGACAACAACACCUGGAACAACACGCACAUUGCCACUGUUGGUAAGGCUAUGAGCUCCAGGGAAGAGGUCAGCUACCCCAUCAUGCGUCAGCACGAGGUCGACUACGUUUUGGUGGUCUUUGGUGGUCUUCUAGGCUACUCUGGAGAUGAUAUUAACAAGUUCCUCUGGAUGGUCAGGAUUGCAGAGGGUAUCUGGCCUGAUGAGGUCAAGGAGCGCAACUUCUUCACCGCACGAGGCGAGUAUCGUGUUGACGGGGAGGCCACCGAGACCAUGAAGAACAGCUUGAUGUACAAGAUGUCGUACUACAACUACAACGCACUGUUCCCGGCUGGACAGGCCCAAGACCGUGUUCGUAACGCUCGUCUCCCCGCACAGGGCCCCGAGCUCAGCACCAUUGAGGAGGCCUUUACUAGCGAGAACUGGAUCAUCAGGAUCUACAAGGUCAAGGAUCUUGACAAUUUUGGCCGCGACCACCAAAGCGCCGUGUCGUUCGACAAGGGCCACAAGAAGAAGAGGUCCACCAAGAGGAAGGGACCUAGGGUCUUGAGAGUGGAGUAG
Messenger RNA from Alternaria atra, 2256 nucleotides. RefSeq lists its product as uncharacterized. The transcript is spliced from 4 exons. Gene Ontology annotation, cellular component: membrane. Gene Ontology annotation, biological process: post-translational protein modification. The record is from RefSeq and is a predicted model, not a curated record. Gene Ontology annotation, molecular function: dolichyl-diphosphooligosaccharide-protein glycotransferase activity. The coding region runs from base 1 to 2256 and encodes 751 amino acids. Lineage: Eukaryota; Fungi; Ascomycota; Dothideomycetes; Pleosporales; Pleosporaceae.